Drosophila innubila is the source of this 1133-nucleotide messenger RNA. It is a transcript of the gene Echs1, whose product is annotated as probable enoyl-CoA hydratase, mitochondrial. Gene Ontology annotation, biological process: fatty acid beta-oxidation. Gene Ontology annotation, cellular component: mitochondrion. The coding region runs from base 139 to 1023 and encodes 294 amino acids. The record is from RefSeq and is a predicted model, not a curated record. Gene Ontology annotation, molecular function: enoyl-CoA hydratase activity. NCBI's taxonomy places the organism in Eukaryota, Metazoa, Arthropoda, Insecta, Diptera, Drosophilidae. The transcript has 4 exons.
AAAAUAGCUAAGUUGGCAACAGUGACCGGCUCGCAACAGCUAUUUUUUCCUCUAAAAAGUUGACAACACUGCAGUCAAGAAUCUAUGAUCGGUUUUUUCUCCACCACUCUCGUUCCAGUGUUCUGAUCAGUGUAAAAUAUGGCCAACAUUACUAAACUGUUUACUGUGCGUGCACACUCUCUGCUCCAGGCUGCCGCCCGUCAGCCCCAAGUGGCCACCCGUUUCAGCAGUAGCUCUGGCAGCAACUGGGAAUUCAUUAAGACCGAAGUGACUGGAGAGAAGCAAAAUGUCGCUGUUAUCACUCUGAACCGUCCCAAGGCAUUGAAUGCCCUUUGCAAUGGCCUGAUGAUGGAGCUGUCCACCGCACUGAAGAACUUUGGCAAGGAUAAGAAUAUUGCCGCCAUUGUGCUGACUGGCAGCGAGAAGGCGUUUGCCGCUGGCGCUGAUAUCAAGGAGAUGGCACCCAACACAUACUCCCAGUGCAUUCAGGGCAACUUCUUGAACGAUUGGACCGAGGUGGCCCGCACCCAGAAACCCAUCAUUGCAGCCGUCAAUGGUUAUGCUCUUGGCGGUGGCUGCGAGUUGGCCAUGAUGUGCGACAUUAUCUAUGCGGGUGAUAAGGCCAAGUUUGGUCAGCCAGAGAUUGCAUUGGGCACCAUUCCCGGAGCUGGUGGCACCCAACGCUUGACCCGUGUGGUCGGCAAGUCCAAGGCAAUGGAAAUGUGCCUCACCGGCAACAUGAUCAAUGCCCAAGAGGCUGAGAAGGUUGGUCUGGUCAGUAAGGUCAUUCCAGCUGAUCAACUGCUCGGCGAGGCUGUCAAGUUAGGCGAGAAGAUCGGCACCCAUUCCAAUCUGAUUGUGCAGCUGUGCAAGGAGUCUGUCAACACCGCAUAUGAGACCACAUUGCAGGAGGGCCUCAAGUUUGAGCGUCGCACUUUCCACGCCACUUUCUCCACCGCUGAUCGCAAGGAGGGCAUGCAGGCAUUUGUGGAUAAACGUCCUGCAAAGUUCACUAAUGAAUAAAUUCAUAUUAACGAGAAUUAAAACAUUUCUCAUCCAGCAUUGCAUUUAUAUUUUCUAUCCCUGUUAUUGGUACGCAAAUAAAACCCGUUGAAUAAUCUUUAAAAUUCAAA